UGAAGUGAAGUCUGUUUGCGCCGCGCAGCUGACAAAAAUGACGCGACCACGAUUGGAUGAAAACAGGUUGGAGUAAAAGAAAAAAGGCAGAGUAAAUUAUCUGCGAGGACAGCGCAGGCUCACAGCUCAACGUGGCUGAGGCUGAUAAACGGACAGCGUCGGUGAAUGUUUUUCUACUUUGUGUUGACGCCUACAAGGACAUAGGAGCGCAGUCGAGACAGAAAACCAGAGAAAGGAGAUGGAGCUCAGAGCUCUUUAAUCCAGCCUCACAGCUCCCUGACAGGCAGCGGAGAACUACUCAGAGGGGACGCUUUAUUCGCACUUGGAGGAAUUUAUGGGAUCACAAGGUAACAUUGUUGGAUCGAUCAUGGGUCUGUCCUUUUCGGAUGAUUCUGUCAGUGCAUGCUUUCAGGUUUCCUCUGAUGAGAUGAGUGUGCGUGCUGGCCAGGGCAGUGAUGAGGUGCUAGUUUCUCAGGCAGUUUGGGAUUACCUGGCUGCAGCUGGGCGGCCCUGGCUCAUUGACUUCCAGCACAAGCAGGGGAUGAGUGCCGGCAUCAUCAGGCGAGGAGAGAGGGGGGGCUGCUGUGCUGUGCGGCUACAGCCGGUGGAAGGUUCGAGGAGCACCAGAUCUGGGAUGAUGGACGGACCUAUCUCCAGCGAGACGCGUAAAGCCUUCAUUGACUUAUGCCGAUGUGCCCGCAAAGAAAUGAGCAAACAGGAGGGAGGACCCAAGAGGAAGAGGGCUCUGCUGCCUUGCGUGGGGGUCCUGGAUCAGAACGGAGAAGGGAACCUCCAGGCUCCACCUUCCCUGCCGCGGCGCUCCCAGAGACAGCAGCAGAGGUUCAGGAAACCUGCCGAUGAGGAGGUGUGUGCCAUGCUCCACGAGGCCUCUCUGAGGAAAGACAUGGACUCUGGCAUUGGGUCCCACAGUGAGGCCGAGGACAGUGGCAUUUGCUCAAUUUGCAUGGGGGACAUAGUGGAGAGGACCACCCUGGAGAAAUGUGGCCAUUCGUUCUGCCGCUCAUGUCUGGAACGAGCCUUUAAGGUGAAGCAAGCUUGUCCCGUAUGCAGACUGGUUUAUGGCCAGCUGGUUGGGAACCAGCCUGCCAAUGGUUCAAUGAUGGUGGAGCGGGACCCGGAUAUGGAGCUUCCUGGCCAUGAGGGCUACGGAUGUAUCUGCAUCAUCUACAGCUUCCCUCCUGGAGUACAGACACUCGAUCACCCAAACCCUGGCGUUCGAUACCCAGGAACAGACCGCGUGGCCUACCUCCCUGACAGCCCAGAGGGAAACCGCGUGCUGGGCCUGCUGCGUCGGGCCUUCGAACAGCGCCUUAUCUUCACCAUUGGUACCUCCAUGACUACGGGCCUGCAAAAUGUCAUCACCUGGAAUGACAUUCACCACAAGACAUCCAUAUUCGGCGGGCCACCCUGCUUUGGCUACCCAGACCCCACAUACUUGGUGCGCGUGACAGAGGAGCUCCGAGAAAAAGGUAUCACCAUGAACUGACCACAUGAGACCUCCAGGACUUUGUUGGACUUUUCCUUGGACAUGUCCUCACUGUGGACCAAGCUGCAGGAUUUGCUCUGAGACUGCCUGAUGCCUAAAAGAUAGCUGAAGAUAAAAAAAAAAAAGAAAAAAAGAAAAUCACCUCAUCAGACACACGUCUAUUGCUGCAGAAGAAUCCGAAUCUUCUCCACUGCUGUUCUACUUUGGUUAUUUUUCUCAAGCGUUCAAGUCAUUCAGUGCUACAUGUGAAAGAGAAUACUCUUAAAUGCAGUGCAAAUCCUCAAACCCUCACUGCUGGCACCAGGCCCAAUUUCUGAUGCACUUAUUUAGGAGCUUGUCAGAAUUAAUGUUACAAGAUGUUAUUUAGAUAAUUUAAGUUUAGUGACAUUUAAGUUACAUUCUAUUAAUGUUCAUUUCCCUCCUCUGGGAGUACUUUUAAGUCUUAAAAGCACAUGUUUGGUUGUGUCUCCCUGAAAUGUUUGUUGAACAAGUUUGAUUGUUAUUAAUUACCUAUUGUAAUGAUUGUACUUGGUUCGUACAGCAGAAGAGCACUGCUUUUAGCAACAGAUUUACAGUUCUGAUGUUAUUGCAAUCUUAAGCACUCACAGGCACUUUGGUAACUAUUAUAUUUGUUUUAGUGAAGUAGAAGUAAUGGAAAUCUGCUUCCUCUGAAUGAAGGAUGCUCAAAGCAAACAGGUUUAUGCAGCCAUCAGCCAUUAGCUGGCAACACGUUCAUGUCAGUUGCUCAGAAAACGCUACGCGUGACCUUUAUCUCGGGAUGUACUUUGAUUUUUAAAAUAGGAGGAACGUUAAAUGAUGUCUCAUGGCAGCACCUUUCAGCAAGUGUUGGAACUUCCCACUGUGUUUUUUCCUGUUGUCACUCCUGUUCUUUCCAAGAUGUCUUCGAGGGGUUCGGCCCAUUACCUCACUUAGAUAGGAACACACUGGUCCGAAUUAGCAGAUUUAUGACGAUGUCAACUUUGAAGGGCAUAUAGAUCACUUGAACCAAAUCAGAGGCACAAAAGCUCUUUAAAUAUCUAUGCUUCAGGUCCUUUCAAACUAGGAAAUUUCCUAUUAGAUCACUUUAUUCGAAAUGAGCUAACUGCUGUAAAUCUAUCAACGUGUAACAAACGAUAGGAGAGUUUAGUGAUUGAUUUGAUUAGAGGUGAGUCACUGAUCUCAUUUUCUUGUGCCUUCCUUAUAUUAAUUUAUGAUUAAAUAAUCAGCCAUGAUGACUUUGGCGAAUGUUGAGGAUUUUGAGUGCUUUUGCAGUGCUGUUUGAUUGUAUAGAAGCCUCCAGUGUCUAUCAGACAAACACUCCACAGGAUUAAAUGUAAAACCUAAUCUGGUCCAAAAAAUAUCACCCCCCCUUCUGUCCAAAACGUUUACCUACAGUAAUUUUAGAAAUAGAUCCUAGUCUUUUAGUGUGAGAGUGCUUGGCAAAUCCAGCAGCCUUUAUGUUUUUGGUUGAAAAUAAUUACGGAUUUAAAUGGUCAUAACGGCACAUCAAAUGCUUUUGUUAUGUUCUUGCCCCCUUUGUAUUUUAGUUAAGGGACCAAUCGAUACAUUUUUGAGACACAGGAUUGUAGUUAAUCAAAGCUACUCUGCACACCUUUCUAUGCAUACUGAACCUGAAGAAGGGGAAAAAGAAGAAGCAGAUGGCUGGAUUCCAUAUUUUGCAAAUCGAAUGUUAAGUAAAACAAAAAAUUUGUUCUGCUUUUAUAAUUGUGUUGAUUUGUACUUUGUUGGUAUUCAGAAUGACGUGGCUACAUUUUAAUACUUGAAUAAAAGUUCUGUUUGGGUUUGUC
Gambusia affinis (western mosquitofish) is the source of this 3315-nucleotide messenger RNA. It is a transcript of the gene dtx3, whose product is annotated as deltex E3 ubiquitin ligase 3. The transcript has 6 exons. Gene Ontology annotation, biological process: Notch signaling pathway; protein ubiquitination. NCBI's taxonomy places the organism in Eukaryota, Metazoa, Chordata, Actinopteri, Cyprinodontiformes, Poeciliidae. The record is from RefSeq and is a predicted model, not a curated record. The coding region runs from base 335 to 1507 and encodes 390 amino acids.